This is a messenger RNA of Vigna unguiculata (cowpea), 596 nucleotides long. Its product is annotated as albumin-1. Lineage: Eukaryota; Viridiplantae; Streptophyta; Magnoliopsida; Fabales; Fabaceae. The record is from RefSeq and is a predicted model, not a curated record. Gene Ontology annotation, molecular function: nutrient reservoir activity.
UUCAUGCAUGAAGAGACUAUAACACAUCACAAAACUCAUAAGAACAAAAUCUGCAGAAUCAAAGAAUGGCUUAUGUGAGACUUGCUCCUUUGGCUCUCUACUUGCUUGCCACUUCAAUAAUGUUUCCGAUGAAGAAGAUAGAAGCAGUAGAUUGUUCAGGUGCUUGUUCACCGUUCGAGGUGCCGCCAUGCGGGUCACGUGAUUGUCGCUGUAUCCCUGUUGGACUAGUUGUUGGUUUCUGCAUUUACCCAACUGGACUUUCAUCUGUGGCGAAGAUGAUAGAAGAACAUCCCAACUUGUGUCAAUCUGAUGAUGAAUGCAUGAAGAAAGGAAGUGGAAAUUUCUGUGCUCGUUAUCCCAAUAACUACAUCGAUUAUGGUUGGUGUUUUGAUUCUGAUUCUCAAGCACUUAAAGGCUUCUUAGCCAUGCCUGCAGCAAUCACCAAGUAAUAUAUAUGUGUAUGCCUGUGAUGCAUCCACCACUACUUCUAUGAAUAAAGCUCAUGAUGCAUCUACUUCUAUGAAUAAAAAGAGUGUAACAUCCAACCAUAGUUGGUGUGUGUGGAAAGUAAGUUAAUAAACGAAAAGGUUAUCAUA